GAAUUCUCACUUUCUGUUUAUCUAUGAAAUAAGUUUCUUUUCAUUUCCCACGUGAAGAUACGUCAAAAAUUAUAACAAACGCAUAUUGGAUUUCCAUAAUGCCGCUAUCGUGUCGAUUUUAUAAAGAAAAAUAUCCCGAAGUGGAAGAUGUAGUAAUGGUAAACGUAAGAGCCAUCGCUGAGAUGGGAGCUUACGUUCAUCUACUAGAAUACAACAACAUAGAAGGGAUGAUUUUGCUUUCAGAGCUGUCCAGAAGACGUAUCAGGUCUAUUAAUAAACUUAUUCGUGUAGGUAAAACGGAACCUGUAGUAGUAAUAAGAGUAGACAAAGAAAAAGGUUACAUAGAUCUUUCCAAACGACGUGUUAGUGUUGAAGAUGUUGAAAAAUGUACAGAGAGAUUUGCAAAAGCGAAAGCUGUUAAUUCUAUAUUAAGACAUGUCGCCGAAUUACUAAGAUACGAAUCUGAUGAACAAUUAGAGGAAUUGUAUCAGAAGACUGCGUGGUAUUUUGAGGAAAAAUACAAGAAGAAUAAAGCUAGUGCAUAUGACUUUUUCAAACAAGCAGUACUUGAUCCAAGUAUAUUGGCAGAGUGCGAAUUAGAUGAUAAAACAAAGGAUGUUUUAUUGAAUAACAUUAAGAGGAAACUAACAUCUCAAGCUGUAAAAAUUAGGGCAGACAUUGAAUGCGCAUGCUACGGUUAUGAAGGGAUUGAUGCAGUUAAAGCUGCUCUGAAAUCUGGAUUAGCUUUAUCUACUGAUGAAUUGCCCAUCAAGAUCAAUCUAAUAGCUCCACCAUUAUAUGUAAUGACUACAUCAACGCCAGAAAAACAAGAUGGUUUAAAAAUUUUGAAUGAUGCUAUUGAAAAAGUUAAAGCGACUAUUACAGAUCUGGGAGGUGUUUUCAAGGUACAAAUGGCUCCGAAAGUAGUGACUGCUACAGAUGAAGCAGAGCUUGUUAAGCAGAUGGAAAGAGCCGAACUUGAAAAUGCCGAAGUUGCCGGCGACGAUGAUGAAGAACAAGAUGAGGGUCAAAUUUAUAGCGAAGAUGAAAAAGACAAUUCUGGGGAAGAAAAUGAGGAAGAAUAAAUUGUCUAUUCUUUCUUCUAUUAUAUUUAAUUAUUACUAAGAUUUAUUGUAUAAUCAACUAAAUAAUUGAAACUUUCAACAAGUCAGUACUGUUUUAUAUUUUGAUUUUAUAAAUAUAAACAAAAUAUUAUUUAA
Molecule: messenger RNA, 1220 nt
Organism: Diorhabda sublineata
Lineage: Eukaryota; Metazoa; Arthropoda; Insecta; Coleoptera; Chrysomelidae
Gene: eIF2alpha
Product: eukaryotic translation initiation factor 2 subunit 1
Exons: 5
Coding region: 99-1085 (328 amino acids)
Cellular component (GO): multi-eIF complex; eukaryotic translation initiation factor 2B complex; eukaryotic translation initiation factor 2 complex
Molecular function (GO): translation initiation factor activity; ribosome binding; RNA binding
Source: RefSeq, a predicted model, not a curated record